Trichoderma breve is the source of this 1698-nucleotide messenger RNA. Its product is annotated as major facilitator superfamily domain-containing protein. The coding region runs from base 1 to 1698 and encodes 565 amino acids. Gene Ontology annotation, molecular function: transmembrane transporter activity. The transcript has 3 exons. Lineage: Eukaryota; Fungi; Ascomycota; Sordariomycetes; Hypocreales; Hypocreaceae. Gene Ontology annotation, biological process: transmembrane transport. The record is from RefSeq and is a predicted model, not a curated record.
AUGGCAGACAAAGAAGAUCAAGUCCUUGGACAUUCACAGUCCCAAACCAGUGAUACAGCUGCCUUUGACGAAAGCCCAAAUGAAGAGAGCGGAACCAGCAUUCACAGUCUAGAUGACAGAGAAAAGCAAGACGACCUUGAUGGUCACCGACCCGCUCUCCAAGAGAUCCGGACCAAUACAUCUCAGGCUAAUCGUACCCUGUCCCGGCGAGACACAGUAUUGUCGCGUAUUCGUUCGCGACCCGAUAUUCGGUUUACACAUCCCCUUGCGCAUAUCCCGACAACAGAGGACGAGAUUGUCGACUUCGAUGGCCCUGAUGACCCCUAUCACCCUCUCAACUGGCCCACGCACAAAAAGGUGCUUACCACGGCGCUCUAUGGCCUUGUUACUAUGACAGCGACUUGGGCUUCAUCAGCAUACUCUGCUGGUACGCAACAGGUCGCCAAAGAAUUCCACGUUGGAACACAGGUUGCAACACUGGGAACCACGUUAUUCCUCUUCGGCUUCGGUGUUGGCCCCUUACUAUGGGCACCACUGAGUGAAGUCUAUGGUCGCCGUAUUGCUGUCAUGGCUCCCAUGUUUGUUGCCAUCUGCUUCAGUUUCGCAACUGCUACGGCCAAAGACCUUCAAACUAUCAUGCUGACUCGGUUCUGGGGAGCCUUCUUCUCAUCCGCACCUGUUACGAACACGGGCGGUGUACUGGGUGACCUGUUUUCUCCAGCAUACAGAGGCAUUGCCAUGGCUGGCUACGCAAUGGCUGUCGUCGGUGGCCCUUCUUUGGGUCCUAUUGUCUCUGCUGCUGUGACGGAGCAGUCAUUCUUGGGCUGGCGCUGGACCGAAUAUCUUACAGGAAUACUCCAGGCUGUUUUCCUCCUGAUUGCCGUCAUCUUCAUCGACGAAAGCUACCCCCCAAAACUUCUUGUAUACAAGGCGCGUCGGCUGCGCCAUGAGAGCGGAAACUGGGCUUUGCACGCCAAAUUCGAGGAAUGGGAUGUCAAUGUCAAGGACCUGUGCAAGAAAUUCUUGGUUCGCCCGGUGCAGUUGCUCCUGACACCCAUUUGCUUCCUCGUCGCCCUCUACGCCAGUUUCUGCUACGGCAUUUUGUACAUGCAACUAGGCGGCAUUCCCAUUAUCUUCCAUGAAAUUCGUGGAUGGGGCCCCCUGGUCGCUACGUUACCUUUUACAUGCAUCUUCCUCGGAGCUAUUUUUGGAUGUGGUGCUAAUGUAUACAACCAACUCUUGUAUAACAAGGCAUAUCAUGCCGCUGGCAACCGAGCAGUUCCCGAAAAGCGUUUACCACCCAUGAUGGUUGGCUCCAUCCUGUUUAGUGGCGGACAGUUCUUGAUGGGCUGGACUGGACCGCAACGUGACAUCCAUUGGAUCGUCCCUUGUAUCGGUCUCGUCAUGUUGGGCACGGGUUUCUUCACCAUCUUCCAAGCUGCGCUCAACUACCUGGUAGAUACAUUCCAGGCUUACGCCGCAUCAGCUGUAGCGGCGAACACUUUCCUUCGAUCAUGCUUUGCUGGUGCCUUCCCGCUGGUUGUCGGACCUUUGUUCCACAACAUUGGCGUCGGACCAGGCUCCAGUAUUACUGGCGGAUUUGCUGCGUUGCUGAUCCCUGUACCGUUCUUCUUUUACAAGUAUGGAAAACGAAUCCGAGCCAGUUCCAAAUGGUCAAAAGCAUCUGUUUACGACUAA